AUGCUCGAAAGUGGCGUCGAUGUUGAUGUCGAUGCCGUCGCAAGGAGUGGCCACCAGUCGGACAUGCGCACUGUUUGCUGCGCCAAGGUGGCCGCCGGGGCUACCGUGGUCGCAGGUAGCGACAUCGAAAUAUUCAUGCGCCGUUGGAAAAACCCCGGGAAAACCAGAACGAAACGUGCCAGAACUGCGUUCUCGAGCCAUCAAUUGCUGGAGCUGGAACGCGAAUUCCAUCUCAAUAAAUAUCUGACUCGACCACGUCGCAUACAGAUUGCUCAGAGCCUAUCCCUAACCGAAAGACAAGUCAAAAUUUGGUUCCAGAAUCGUCGUAUGAAAUGCAAGAAAUUGGCAAAUAGACAGCCGGGCAAGAGGCAACUACAGGCCGAUUAUUUAAUGAAUCAGGAAGGUCCCGAACCAAAUAAGCUAAUAGUGGAGCGUCUCUUGCAAUACGCAAGCGUCACUCCAUCUGAGCUCCAGCAUUACAAUGAGGCUGCCAUCAGCCCGCCACAGGCAUGCUGGGAUAAUCAAAAUGUGGAUUUGGAUUCGAUUGUCUCCAAUGGAUACAGUUCUGAUUCCCAAGCAAAUCCGAAUUUGUUCUUUGAUAUGACUGAUGCAUAUCCCACUAGCGUUUCCAACUACGAUCUCUCUCCAUCUAUGGAUUACUGCCGGACCGAUGACACAUCCCCGUGGAGCAAUUGUAAUUGGUAUGGAAAGGAAUUAGACACCUCUACAUACCUUGCACCACCAAGUCCUGAAAGCAUUGGCCAAUUCCCAUGCUUUUCGGAAAACAACAUUCGCUGGAACUCAAAUAGUUCUUUGGCCACAUCCACAUCGUCCUUCUCGAGUGAAACCCUAGACAUAGAUCACGAUUUCAUACAAAAUUUAUUGGACUUUUAGUUUAAGUAAUUAUUGAUUAUUAUAGGAACUUAUUUAAUGAAUGGAAUGCAAUAUUAAAAUAGUCUAAGCUUUAAUUAAACUAGUUCCGUUAAG
Scaptodrosophila lebanonensis is the source of this 987-nucleotide messenger RNA. Its product is annotated as protein zerknuellt 2. Bases 1 to 894 code for a protein of 297 amino acids. Lineage: Eukaryota; Metazoa; Arthropoda; Insecta; Diptera; Drosophilidae. Gene Ontology annotation, biological process: regulation of DNA-templated transcription. The record is from RefSeq and is a predicted model, not a curated record. Gene Ontology annotation, molecular function: DNA-binding transcription factor activity, RNA polymerase II-specific; DNA binding. The transcript has 3 exons.